Molecule: messenger RNA, 3630 nt
Organism: Phycodurus eques (leafy seadragon)
Lineage: Eukaryota; Metazoa; Chordata; Actinopteri; Syngnathiformes; Syngnathidae
Product: zinc finger protein 112-like
Exons: 3
Coding region: 1213-2766 (517 amino acids)
Biological process (GO): regulation of transcription by RNA polymerase II
Molecular function (GO): RNA polymerase II cis-regulatory region sequence-specific DNA binding; DNA-binding transcription factor activity
Source: RefSeq, a predicted model, not a curated record
CCGUCCGACAGUGCGAGACUCUUUACGGCAGAUGAGAGGGUGCAGUUUUGUGGUGUUGACGACAUAUCGUACGACGGACAUUUUCGGGCCCGGCUUGCCCGAGUGUGGGUCGCGGAACACUCCCUAGACUGGUCGCCAUUCAAUUAGGGCACAUAGGGACAAACAAGAACACAAAUAACGGACUGCUCUGGUCGCCUGUCAUUUUCAAAGUUGAAUCGGCACCGAAAUGUAUGCGGGCAUCUCUACUCGUUUCCGCUUCAACAGCAUCCAUCCAUCCAUCCAUUUUGAACACCGCUUAUCCCGGUUAGGGUGGCGGGGCGCCGGAGCCUAUCCCAGCUGACUUCGGGCGGAAGGCGGACUACACCCUGAACCGGUCGCCAGUCAGUAGCAGGGCACACGGACAACCAUUCGCACUCGCAUUCACGCUGUCACCGAGUGGGGACUGAACCCACGCUGCCCGCACCAAAGUCAGGCGAGUGGACCACGACACCAUCAGUGACCCACUUCAAUAGCAUCUGAAUGAAGUUGGGGAUUUUAUGGACGUCAAGCGUUUUCUCUCCGUAGGCGCAAACGAUACAGAAAACGCUUAACGACAAUCAAAAUCCAAACUAUUGGGGCAAUCGUUCUGAUUAGACUUUACACCGUUUUUAACGGGCUGAUCGGUAUCGGCGGAUAUUUAGCAUUUUACGCUGAUCGGCUUUGUCAUCAUUGGCAGAUCCGAUCAAUGCGCAAAAGACAUUUACUCCGCGUCCAACAGCUAGUUUAUUUUUAGCCUUGUCGCGUGUCUUUUAACGUAGUACUGUAAAUAUCUGACGGCCAAUGAAGUUAUUUAUAAAAAAAACCCCAAAAAAACAUGUUGGCGAUGUGGAACAGGCAACACGUAAUGCCCGGUCGGAUCAGACGACAAGACAAAUUUGCUCUUUCACGAUUGCACUAUGUCAGACUACUGCAAUAAAAUCUUGUAUUCCGAUACCACCGCAUCCCGUUUUUUACGAUCACCGGGCUUUAUCUUGUCAACUCAAAUGUGACGGGAUACACUCGUUACCGUGGCGACGACGACAACAAGAGUGGAUCGCGCCGACUGUAUGAUAAGGACAAAAUGGGGAAAAACGUGUGUUGGUGGUCACCGGUGCUCAGGACAGGAGAGGACGUUCGUUGAAGGCUCGCUUGAGCCAAUCUCGGUUCUCCAUCCUUACAGAGGCUGAGCCCGCUAUGCCGUCACGUGAGCAACCCUGGCCCCCCGCCCGGGACGGGCCAGCGGACACCGAUGCGGGCGAGUCGCACCGCUGCCGAGUGUGCGGGAAGCCAUUUGACGGAAAAGGUUUUCUGAUGAAGCAAGUGGACAAACACGCCGAGGACGGGGAGCCCGCGUGCGGCCUGUGCGGCGAGGGCCGGGGCUCCGGCGACGCCCCGCGGCACCGCCUGCAGACGCACCGCGACAGCGGCAGGACGUGCGACACCUGCGGCAAGAAGUUCCCGUCCAUCAGAGCGCAAGAAACGCACCGAAGGCUGCACAAGGGCGAAAAACCGUUCUGGUGCCACGUGUGCGGGAAACGAUUCAAGCGGAAGGGAAACAUGAAGGCGCACGCCAGGAUGCAGCACAACCCCCGCACGCAGAAACCUCAGACUCCCCAGAGUACCACCGGCACAGAUGACCACAGUCCCAUGGCAACAACGGGAGCGUACCAGGACCAGGCCGACAGCAGCAAAGGAUGUGCACAAGGAGACCGCUCUCAGCAGCAGGACGACCACCAGGACGCUGACUUGUCUGGUCGCGGCUUGGAGGACCGCCUUCAAGAACGCAGUCCAGAUCACGAUCAGGAUCAGGUUCAAAACGGUGUUGAAGAGAACUUUCAGGACUGCCUUCAAGACCACGUUCAGGAUCACAUUCAAGACGGCAUUGAAGACGCUAUUCGGGCCCGCACGCCGAAGUGCGUCGGCACCUUCCUGGACGCUGACCGGUCAAGACGCAGCUUGCGGGACUGCUUUGAGUUCCACCUUCGAGACCGCCUUCAGGAGCACAUUCAGGACGAUGUUGAAGACCGUGUCCGGGAAAGUGUUGAAGCGCCCGUCCAGGACGGCGUUCGGGACCGCGGGCCGAAGCGCGUCCGCACCUUCCGUGACGAGACGGUCCCCGCGAGUACGCCGCCGGCUUUGUUGUGCAAAGAGUGCGGCAAAUACUUUCCUCGUAAGAGUUCUCUGGAUCGCCACGAGAGGCUGCACGCGGGCGACAGGCCGUUCAUCUGCGAGUUCUGCGGAAAGACCUUCGCAGAGAAGGCGGUGCUGAAGCGGCACCUGAAGCGGCACACGGGCGGCAGGCCGCGCGUCCACGGCUGUGACGUGUGCGGCAAGAAGUUCACCGUGAGCCAACACCUGCAAGUGCACAAGAGGAUCCACACGGGCGAGAAGCCGUACGCCUGUCGGGUGUGUGGCAAGAGAUUCCGGCAGGCGGGUAACCUGGACGCGCACGCCAAAAUCCACACGGGGGAGAAGGCCUUCAUCUGCAGCCUGUGCGGCAAGAGCUUCCGCCAGAAGAUCUCGCUGGAGACGCACGAGCGCUUCCACAGGAAGGACAAGGUCUUCGGAUGCCACGCCUGCGACAAGAGCUUUGUGCAGAAGGUGGACCUCAAGAGGCACAUGCUAACGCACUCGGGCGAGAAGCCGCACGCUUGCCGGAUGUGCGACAAACGCUACCAGGAGAAGCGCUCACUGGAGGCGCACAUGAGGGUGCACGCCGUCGUGACCGACAGCUCCUGCCGCUCCUGACCAUUUCCCGCAACUUUGAGGCGGGCCGACAGUCCUGCCGACGAUGACGUCGUCAAUGGCGCACCAGUAGUGUUUCAAAACAGUUUUUCAUUUCACUCAUCAUGACGCAACGAUAUAGUCCACUAUUCCAAAAUCCCUUUGUGUUGAACCCCCGGUACCCGCAGAGCAUAGAGACCAAAUAGUGAAAAUAUGAACUUUGACCUCACUGUACGUACUUGUCUACUAAUACCGCACGUCAGUGAUUGUGAAAGUGUGGUACGAGUGCUCCCUCUAGUGGUAUGCAAAUCAAUCACUGCCGCAAGUACAGUUCAGUUGUAUUUAACUUUAAGUUAAAUACAUUUGCAUUUAAAUCUUUAAGACGUCUGUUUUUAUACUUUUAUGUCGGCAAAAGUUUUAUUGACCUUUUAUGUGCAAUACAUUUUCAACUAGUCUUUACUUAGGCAGUGUAUUGCUAAAAUGUUAAGUUUUUGCCUUUAUUCCUGUAAAAUUACAUAUUUUACCUCAUAUUUUGACUUUGGACUAUUUUUCCUGUCGUACAACAACUUUAUUGUUGUUUAAGUCGGGUUAUAUUUUUCCUCUGUCAUAUAUUUUUGGGAUAUUUCUUGUAUUUUGUCUUUAUUCUCGGAUCAUUUAAAAAUGUUUAUUUUAUUCCGGUUAACCGCUCUUUUGUUUUUCCCUGUCAUAUCACAACUUUGUCCAUAAAUGUUUAUUUUUUUUUUUUACUUGUAAUUUAUGUCUUUUUGUAAUUUGAAGGUUUUCCACGUAAAUUUUAUUUUACUGUUGAUAGGAAAAUGUCUUAUUUGUCGUAAUAUUACAACUUUAGGAAUUCAACUUCUGUCUCUUUUUUCCAAAAUAUGUAGGCCU